Molecule: messenger RNA, 1494 nt
Organism: Fonsecaea monophora
Lineage: Eukaryota; Fungi; Ascomycota; Eurotiomycetes; Chaetothyriales; Herpotrichiellaceae
Exons: 4
Coding region: 1-1494 (497 amino acids)
Biological process (GO): transmembrane transport
Cellular component (GO): membrane
Molecular function (GO): transmembrane transporter activity
Source: RefSeq, a predicted model, not a curated record
AUGGAUACACACGAGGAGCGUGAUGUGCUCACCCUCAAAGACGACCAGAAAGUCUCCAUCACCAACGAUGGCGUUAUCCCCGUGUCUUCGCUCGGAGAAGGCCUUGGCCAGCCCAUCUCUGCCAGUGUGGCGAUUGACCCGGCCGCCGAGCGACGGCUGGUGUGGAAGUUUGACCUGCGCAUCCUGCCCACGCUGGCCAUCAUGUACCUCUUCAAUGCGCUGGACAAAUCGAACCUCGGAAACGCAAAGACGGCCGGCCUCGAAAAGACCCUCCACCUCAAGGGUGACGACUAUAACCUGAUCCUGUCCAUCUUCUUCGUCCCGUAUGUGCUCGCCGGGCCCAUCGUCGGCCUGGCCAGUAAGAGAUUUGGCCCGAGUCGCACCCUACCGGUGAUGAUGCUGGUGUUUGGGUUCAGCACGCUGAUGACGGUCGCGGUGAAGAACUUUGGGGGACUUUUUGCGUGUCGGUGGUUUUUGGGCAUGGCCGAAGGAGGAUUCUUCCCAAGCAUCAUCUUCUACCAGACCUUAUUCUACCGCCGCGGCGAACUCGCCCGUCGCCUGGCCAUCUUCUACGCGGCCUCCAACAUCGCCUCGGCCUUUGGGGGCCUCUUGUCCUUUGGCGUCUUCCAGAUCCACUCGACCAGCCUGGCCAACUGGCGGUACCUCUUCGUCAUCGAGGGCGGGUGCAGCAUGCUCUUCUCGCUCUUCGCCUUCUGGGUGCUGCCGUACAACGCGCAAUCGGCGAAAUUCCUGACGCCCGAGGAGAAGGAGCUGGCCUUCUACCGCAUCCAGGUGGACUCGUCGUCGGUGGUGGACGAAAAGUUCAACAUCCGCUCCGCGCUGGCCAUCUUCAAACACCCGACCAGCUGGGUCAUCCUGGUCAUCGAGAUGUGCUUGGGUGUGCCGUUGCAGAGCGUCACGCUGUUCCUCCCCGUCAUCGUCAACCAGCUCGGCUACUCGACCGUCAAGACGAACCUGUACACCGUGGCCCCCAACAUCACCGGCGCCGUCAUGCUGCUCCUCUUGGCCUUUGCGUCCGACUUCACUCGCUGGCGGUUCCCCUUUGUCGCCCUGGGCUUCGCCUUCACUUGUAUCGGCUUCAUCAUCUUUGCAGCUGUCAACCUCGACACCCAGCUGCACACGGCCUACUUUGCCUGUUUCAUGAUGACCUGGGGCACGAGCGCGCCCAGCGUGAUUCUGGACGUGUGGUAUAAUAAUAAUAUCGCCGAUGAGAACAAGCGGGUCAUGUUGACGAGCGUGGGUGUUCCGGUCGCGAAUCUGAUGGGUGUGGUCAGGUAUGUUCUUCUCUCUCCCUCUCUAGAACAUUAUUUCAGGGCGGGUAUCCCCCCUCCCCCCCCCCCCCCCCCCCCCCCCUCCCCCCCCCCCCACCCCCACCACCACCGACACGCACCCAUCCCCCCCCCCCCGCCCUCACCCAAUAACAAAUCGAACCUCCCAUCAGCAUCACAUGCCCAUAACAUCACCACUGCCUGA